GCACUUGGAGACAGACAGUGGGAGAGUUUAGAGUCCGGGUCGAUUUUCAGUUUUAGGACUGCUGAAACUUGCAACCAAAACAAACUGUUACUACAAGCACUUGGGAUCCUGUGGUCUUGGAUAUCAUCUCAGAGAGCCACAGAGGCACGUUCCUGCUGUCCUCAGUAGCUCAGGCAGCAGCAAUUGAAUGUGUGCUGCAAACUUGCAGGAAAAGAUUUGACUAGGAGUUGUUUGAAACCAUGGGCAAUUUCCAAUUAGAAGAUUUUGUAGCUGGUUGGGUAGGAGGUGCUGCAAGUGUAAUCGUGGGGCAUCCUCUGGACACAGUAAAGACCCGGUUACAAGCUGGACAAGGCUAUGGGAAUACACUCAACUGUGUCUUCACCGUGUACAGAAAUGAAACUGUUGCUGGGUUUUUUAAAGGAAUGUCUUUCCCAUUGGCCAGCAUUGCUGUCUACAGCUCUGUGGUAUUUGGUGUCUUCAGCAAUACUCAGAGAUUUAUUCGCCAGCAUCGCUAUGGAGAUUCCAACCAUGCCUCAGCAGUCUCAGACUUGGUUGUUGCUAGCAUGGUAGCAGGAUUUGUUUCAGUAGGAAUUGGCUGUCCUGUGGACCUGGUAAAAAUAAGGCUACAGAUGCAGACACAGCCAUUUAUUCAAGAUGGCCUGAGAGACAUGGGAAAGGCAGGAUUUCUAAGAUCUUGGAAGACGGACUGUGCUGCUUUGUGCUUGCUAAGGUUAUUUUCCCAAACAAAACUGCGAUACAAGCUUGGACAGCUCAAUUCAAACAUAAACUUAAAGCCCCAGGCGGCUGGGUUUCCUGUUCAGACUGCGUACAGAGGCCCAGUCCACUGUAUUAGCUCAAUCCUCCGGAAAGAGGGCUUAGCAGGAAUAUACCGAGGUGCUGGUGCAAUGGUUCUGAGGGAUGUUCCUGGGUAUUGCCUAUACUUCAUCCCUUACACGUUUCUCUGUGAAUGGUUCACCUCAGAUGGAUGCAGGUCUCCUAGUCCCUCUUCAGUGUGGAUAGCAGGGGGCAUAGCAGGAGCAAUCUCCUGGGGGACUGCUACUCCAAUGGAUGUUGUGAAAAGUCGACUUCAAGCAGAUGGGGUUCAUUUAAACAAGUACAAAGGGGUCAUUGACUGCAUCUCCCAGAGCUACCACAAUGAGGGCUUAAAAGUCUUUUUUAGGAGCAUGACAAUCAAUGCAGUGAGAGGAUUUCCGAUGAGCGCAGCCAUGUUUCUUGGAUAUGAACUUUCACUCAAAACAAUAAGAGGAGUCCAAGCUGACAUCAAUCCUUGACAUCCAGUGUCAUCAAGAAGACCAGACCAGUGUCUUCCUUCCCGGAGCUAAAUCAACGGUGUGGAACUGAUGAGAGCCUCAUUGGUGCUGGCAUACGAUAUGCCCUGAAGAGCCCCAUCAACAUAGUUUUCUCUCCUUUUUGUGGACCUAGUCAAUGAAGAGCGAGCUACAAAUCUGCACCAGCUAAAUCCAAAUCCAAAUCCAAAUCCAAAGAACAUUCUGUUCCUGAAAUCUUUCUCUCUGAAGUCCUAAAGCACCUUAACAAUUAAUACUGUUACCUGGUUGUGAUCUAGCCCUCUGCCAGUAAUAUGUGUUGCCAGUGAGCCAAUGGUGAAACAUAUUUCCCCCUGACAGCAUAAGCAGUCAUUUGUUCCCAAAGGCUGGCAGCUGGUAACACUAGACUUAAUGUUGUGUCCUUUCUAUACAUCAUGCUCUUGACACAUCAUCUCCAAGAAUGUAGGGCUUCUCUUUUUGUCAACAAAGAUGUUUCACCUCCUUAGGUAUCAAAGGAAAAAUAGCUUAUACCCUGUAGUUCUGCAUUCCUUCCAAAUCGUAGUUUGGAUCCCAGGGACAAAAAAACUGGUGAUCUAUCCUUGUCUUUUGAGAACAUUGUGCUACAUCACACCGUUGCCAGAAGAGUUUGAUGUGAUUUCCUACAGUCUUUUCUCAAGAAAGGAUUUGGAGGGCUUCAGUAACAUUAGGAGGGCACAGACUGAGGGAAGUUCCGUGGGAAAGCUACGGGAAUGCUUACUACUGUCUCUGAUUUGCUAGUCAGUGCUAUUAGUCCUCGUCUUUCAUGAGCACCACAUUUGAUACACUUUGUUCUCUGCUUUCCCAAAAUUUACCUAACUUUCUUUAUAGACUUCUUUUACUCUACCUCACCAUAUACACUGAUUGAUAGGCCAUGCAAACAAACGCCAACUCCUGCAGAACUUGCAUUGCUUUUGAUGGAGGUUCUGGUUGAGUAGGGUCUAUAGGAUGAGGCCCAAAAUAUUUUCUCUAAAGCACUGGCUUGGCUUCAGACCUGCUGCCAGCAGGUCUAAUCCCAUUUACAGCAACAGAUGUCAGCAUGAGAUCUUAAUUUGCUCUUCUGUGUCCAUAGCCUCCUGUCAAGGUCUUGUGUCUUUACACUGCUGUGUCUAACUUGUAAAAAUCUUCAUGAUGUCUUUCCUAAGGGGCAAGUUUCUGGUGCAGAAAAUAGAGUAGCCACGGCAGACAAAUGCAAGGCUUUUAAUGGUACCCGUAGGUAGCAAGAGUGAAGUUGUGGGACCAAGAUAGAGAGAGCAAAGGGACACCGUGUUCUGCAAGAAGAGCUGGGAAGGCCACUGUAAUAUGGAAGGUGCAUAGUUUGCUCAGUCCUGUCUUUGAGCUUCUCCUGUGGGAACGUAUAGACAGAAAA
Messenger RNA from Gavialis gangeticus (Gharial), 2691 nucleotides. It is a transcript of the gene SLC25A48, whose product is annotated as solute carrier family 25 member 48. Gene Ontology annotation, molecular function: transmembrane transporter activity. The transcript has 9 exons. Lineage: Eukaryota; Metazoa; Chordata; Crocodylia; Gavialidae. Bases 240 to 1292 code for a protein of 350 amino acids. Gene Ontology annotation, biological process: transmembrane transport. Gene Ontology annotation, cellular component: mitochondrion. The record is from RefSeq and is a predicted model, not a curated record.